Messenger RNA from Linum tenue, 1661 nucleotides. The record is from the annotation of a GenBank genome assembly. Lineage: Eukaryota; Viridiplantae; Streptophyta; Magnoliopsida; Malpighiales; Linaceae.
ACAGACACGUGGAAGUCUGGGGACCGAACCAGAGCCAUCUACCACGACAGUUAGCGCGAGAGCUGCCUGCCUGAUCUCCUCCUCCUUCCUCCGUGGAAGUAAUACCGCCAUUAAAAUUUUCUUCUAGGUUUCAUUAAUGGCGAGCCGGUGGGAAAGAGGGCGAUACCAUUGUAGUGACUAAUGACACGAGGAUGAAGUAGUUCCGUUGCGUAGUCUGGAAAGUUGUGAACCCUAUCUCCAAGGGAAUGAAGCGUUUCGCGGUGAGCCGCCUUCCAUCAAUGGCCAGGCCGGGAGGGCUGGCUCUGAGAUUGGUGAGAAGUGCUGCUUUUGCAUCUGCCAGUGCGGCCAAACCAGAAGGCGGAGUCUCUAUGGUCCAGGGCGCUUCCAGAGGAAUCGGCUUGGAAUUCGUGAAACAACUCCUGGAAAGUAACGACAAUGGCCGAGUUGUAGCUACUUGCCGCAAUCCCAAUGGUGCCACUGGCUUGCUUGAAUUGAAGAAUAAGUAUGCUGAUCGGCUCAACAUUUUCCCGUUGGAUCUCACUGCUGAAAAUACCAUAGAGGCAUCUGCAAAGUCCAUUAGGGAACAGUAUGGCUACCUGAACCUUCUAGUGAAUGCAUCAGGGAUCCUGUCUAUACCAAAUGUGUUGCAACCAGGUAGCAGUCUGUAUGUUGUUUUGGAUACAAGUACAUGCGCAGAGACGACGUUGAGCAAAGUAGAGAAGUCGUCAUUGAUGCUUGCUUAUGAGGUCAACGCCGUGGGACCUAUUCUAGUGAUCAAGCACAUGUGGCCUCUGCUGAAGGCUGGAGGAGGGCAAGGUACGGAAAGAGAUGUUGCAGUUGUGGCAAGUUUGAGUGCCAGAGUGGGAUCCAUUGGAGAUAACAAACUUGGGGGUUGGCACUCUUACCGCAGCUCCAAGUCUGCCCUAAAUCAGUGUAUGGCUCCUCUUCUGAAGCUCCCUAGAGCAAUUCGUUGUGUGUCAUUGUCCAAGAAUGCGUCGGUGGAGUUCGGGCGAAAGAAGGAUCCAAUAGUAUGCCUGGUUCUUCAUCCGGGGACUGUUGAUACCGACCUUUCAAGACCAUUCCAGAAAAAUGUCCCGAAAGAAAAGCUUUUCACCACCGAGUUCUCGGUGCAGAAGCUCUUAAGCAUCAUCAACAAUGCAAAGGCGAACGAUAAUGGCAAAUUCUUUGCCUGGGAUGGCCAGGAAAUUCCUUGGUAGUCUCCCACCUUCAUCCCAGUGCCCUCGGUCACAGUUUGUUUGGUCACAGUCUAAAUCGCAGGCUGCCUUUCUUCCAACAUGGCAAUUUACAGCUGCUGAUGAAUUUAUAGUUGAGAGUUUGGAGUUUUAUAUUUUCUGCCUACAUCAUGGGACUAAAGAUGCGUAAUAGACUAAUAGUUCAAGAAUCGAGAAAAAAACACCCUAUAGUUUAGAGAUCGUGAACUAUUUUGGAUGAUUGCUGUCCUGCCUCCAUGCUGCUUCUUGCUCUUGCUGUUUGGCCUGAGGGCAUCUGUUAGUGUUUGUAAUACACACCUGAGCUUAGCAGUUUGCUUUCUUAUCGUUUUCCCUUAUUCUUUUGACAUCUUGCAAGGGUUUCCCCUGCUUUUGGCGUUUGCUUUUCCAUGUAUGUUCCUGCCUUACUCUUAUGAAUAAAAUGGUUUCACC